AUGGCAAACACGUCGUCCGCAUAUCCCAACCCCCUCUCCUUCGCCUCCUGCUCCAUCGGCACUUCCAACCACACCCUCCCCCAAAAGCUCCACGCCAUCGCCGGCGGCGGCUUUUCUGGCAUCGAGCUCUCCUUCCCGGACCUCCAAUCCUUCGCUCAAACGCACCUGCACAAACAAAUCGCCGACGACGACUACCCCGCCCUCUGCGAAGCCGGCACCGCCGUCCGCACGCUCUGCGCGCAGCUCAACCUGCAAAUCAUGGUUCUCCAGCCUUUUGCCAACUUCGAAGGCUGGCCGCGCGGGAGCAAAGAACGUGAGGAGGCGUUCAAACGCGCCAGGGGCUGGACGGAGAUCAUGAGCGCCGUGGGGACGGAUAUGUUGCAGGUUGGAUCGUCGGAUUCGCCCGCCAUCAAGGACGCGCAGGAGGAAGAUGUGAUCGCUGAUUUGCGCGAGUUGGCGGACUUGCUAGGGAGCAGGGGGUUCAAGGUCGCGUACGAGAACUGGUGCUGGGCGACCCGCUCCCCGGGGUGGCGCGACGUGUGGGAGGUCGUGAGUCGCGUGGAGAGGGCGAACGUCGGGCUAUGUCUGGACACGUUCCAGUCUGCGGGCGGGGAGUGGGGGGAUCCGACGACGGCGUCGGGGCGCGUUGAGGCUGCCGGCGCGGAGGAGGGCUGGGAGAGGAGCCUGCGGGAGUUGACGGAGACUGUGCCGAAGGAGAAGAUCUUCUUUUUGCAGAUUAGUGAUGCGUAUAAGGUCAGCCCGCCGCUGGAGGCGCGGGUGACCGUUGCCGUAUGA
Molecule: messenger RNA, 795 nt
Organism: Colletotrichum chrysophilum
Lineage: Eukaryota; Fungi; Ascomycota; Sordariomycetes; Glomerellales; Glomerellaceae
Exons: 2
Coding region: 1-795 (264 amino acids)
Source: RefSeq, a predicted model, not a curated record